UCUAGAAGCUACCGAAGAGCAGCAUAGCAUUCAUUAUAUGAUAUGAUAAAGUAGGUGUAUUAUCUAUCUAUUCUACAAUACAUUUAAAAAUGGGGCAUUCUUCCACGUCAAUCCUCUUCAGUCUUCUCUUCUUCUUUUUCUUCUUCUGCUUGUCAAAUUCUUUAGCCGCCGCCAACGACGAUCUUGUCCUCAAGCUGGAGGCUAAGAAGUUGGUGAGAGACCUUAAUUUGUUCCCGGACGUCAAUCUCAACAUCGCUGCUGCAAAUUCUUCUUCUUCAUUGGAACAUCACGGCAAGAUCGUUGAGAAGCGCCUCAGGUUCUCCAACCUAGUGAGCGAUGAUGAUGUUUCUGUUGAUGAUUUUGGUCAUUAUGCUGGCUAUUACCCCAUUCGCCAUUCCCAUGCCGCAAGGAUGUUCUACUUUUUCUUUGAAUCACGCAAUAGCAAGGAAGAUCCUGUUGUGAUUUGGUUGACCGGAGGACCUGGGUGUAGCAGUGAAUUGGCUUUGUUUUAUGAAAAUGGCCCCUUCAAAAUUAACAACGACUUGUCUCUGGUGUGGAACGAGUAUGGUUGGGACAAGGUGUCAAACAUUUUGUAUGUUGAUCAACCAACUGGAACUGGCUUUAGCUACAGUAGUGACUUACGUGACAUUCGUCAUAAUGAAAAGGGUGUUAGCAAUGACCUGUAUGACUUUUUGCAGGCCUUCUUUGCAGAACAUCCCCAAUAUGCAAAGAAUAACUUUUUUAUUACAGGUGAAUCAUAUGCUGGGCACUAUAUUCCUGCUUUAGCAUCUCGCAUCCGUCAGGGAAACCAAGCUAAAGAAGGAAUUCAUAUAAAUUUGAAGGGAUUGGCCAUUGGUAAUGGACUUACUAAUCCUGCAAUUCAGUAUAAAGCUUACGCAGAUUAUGCACUGGACAUGGGCAUAAUUACAAAGGCUACACAUGACCGCCUUGGCUUAGUAUUGGUUCCAGCCUGUGAAUUGGCAAUAAAGCUAUGUGGCACGGACGGAAAGCUUGCCUGUCUGACUGCAAAUGUAGCUUGUAAUCUCAUAUUCAGUGACAUUCUGUUACAUGCCGGAGAUGUAAAUUACUAUGAUAUCAGAAAGAAGUGCGAGGGGAGCCUCUGCUAUGAUUUUUCAAACAUGGAGAAGUUCCUGAACCAAGAAUCGGUUCGGGAUUCACUAGGGGUUGGCAAAAUAAGUUUUGUUUCUUGUAGCACUGAAGUUUAUAUAGCUAUGUUGGUAGACUGGAUGAGGAAUCUUGAAGUUGGUAUUCCUAUCCUUCUUGAGGAUGGAAUCAAUUUGCUUGUUUAUGCUGGGGAAUAUGAUCUAAUCUGCAACUGGCUUGGUAAUUCAAGAUGGGUUCAUGCCAUGGAAUGGUCUGGUCAGAAAAAAUUUGUAGCUUCACCGGAUGUUCCUUUCGUUGUUAAUGGAUCAGAAGCUGGAUUGUUGAAGAACUAUGGACCCCUAAGUUUCCUUAAGGUCUAUGACGCGGGUCACAUGGUUCCAAUGGACCAACCUAAGGCUGCAUUAGAGAUGCUGAAGAAGUGGACUCGCGGAACCCUUGCUGAAUCCAAAGUUGGUGAGGAAGAAUUUGUUGCUGAUAUGUGAUCUCUUUUCUUGCUUGAUUAGUAUAGCAAAACGAAACAAAAAAUGAAAAGGAAUUGUAGUGAAAGUGUAUCCACUGUCUUGUAGAUAUUAGAUAGUAUGUAUGUCAUGUGAUAUUUAUCCAAACUUCAUAUAAGCUCUAAAAUGUUUUAGUUUACCAAGAACUUCUAAAAUGGAAUAAGGACUAUUAUCAAGGACUUUCUAUAUUUGCCACUUUAGAUAUAUAUUAUUGUUUUCUAUAAAA
Messenger RNA from Cicer arietinum (chickpea), 1848 nucleotides. Its product is annotated as serine carboxypeptidase-like. Gene Ontology annotation, molecular function: serine-type carboxypeptidase activity. Gene Ontology annotation, biological process: proteolysis. NCBI's taxonomy places the organism in Eukaryota, Viridiplantae, Streptophyta, Magnoliopsida, Fabales, Fabaceae. The record is from RefSeq and is a predicted model, not a curated record. Gene Ontology annotation, cellular component: vacuole.